CGGGCAGCGGCGAAUUGAAGCAGACGACGGCGAUGAUCGUGAAACCAGGAUGUCUGCCAUUGAAUCACUGCCCGCAAUCAGUAACCGUUCUCAAAACCCCCACUCUUAAACCCAUUUUCAUCUCCACUCUCGAGCCUUUCAAGCACAGAUCACUCAGACGCCGUAUACUAGCCGUUGUCAACCAGUCGCUUGCUAAGGAAAUCCCCAACAAAUCUACUCAAUGGAUUUGUAAUUAUUUCAAGGAAAUGGUGGCGUGUCGGAUUCCCACAAUGCCACUUGUUAUUGCUAAUGCGUUGUUGAUAUCGACGCCAUUAGAAGCCAUGGCAGAAACGUGUGUAGCUGAUAAAUCCACCAUCAAUAUGCCAUUGUUGUUGUUUGUUUCCCUUAUUGGGGCAACUGUUGGAGGACUGCUUGCUCGACAAAGACGGGGAGAAUUGGAGCGGGUGAAUGAACAGUUGCGUCAGAUAAACACUGCUUUGAGAAGGCAAGCUAAAAUCGAGUCUUAUGCACCAAACUUAAGUUAUGCUCCCAUUGGUGGAAAGAUACCAGAAACUGAAGUGAUUGUAGAUCCUAGAAAGCAAGAAUUGAUUUCUCAUUUGAAAAAUGGGAAGAACUUUCUUAGGAAUCAAGCCCCAGAGAAGGCAUUUUCAGAGUUCAAAACAGCACUUGAUCUUGCACAAAAUCUAAAGGACCCAAUAGAGGAAAAGAAGGCUGCAAGGGGAUUAGGAGCAUCCUUGCAAAGGCAUGGCAAGUAUCGGGAUGCAAUUAAAUACCGCUCUUUGGUUCUAGAAAUAUCAGCAAGGGAAGGAGAGGAUUCUGGGAAUGCUGAAGCCUAUGGGGCAAUUGCUGACUGUUACACUGAGCUUGGAGAUUUGGAGCGAGCGGGCAAAUACUAUGACCAAUACAUUGCCAGAUUGGAAAUGGAUUGACCUCUUCUUCAUUCACUUCUCCAGUUUCACUGUGCUCAGAACUGGUAGUAGAGCGCCAGCCCCAUUGGAGACUACCAAGGUUUCCCAUUUUCCUGAAUGACUUUCUGAACACCUCUCUCUCUUCUCAACAUGUAGUACUCAUGAACUAAACACACCAAACAUUGCAUAGGGG
Messenger RNA from Cuscuta campestris, 1101 nucleotides. Lineage: Eukaryota; Viridiplantae; Streptophyta; Magnoliopsida; Solanales; Convolvulaceae. The record is from the annotation of a GenBank genome assembly.